Bactrocera neohumeralis is the source of this 6262-nucleotide messenger RNA. RefSeq lists its product as uncharacterized. The record is from RefSeq and is a predicted model, not a curated record. The transcript is spliced from 9 exons. Gene Ontology annotation, biological process: signal transduction; positive regulation of GTPase activity. Lineage: Eukaryota; Metazoa; Arthropoda; Insecta; Diptera; Tephritidae. Gene Ontology annotation, molecular function: phosphatidylinositol-3,4,5-trisphosphate binding; GTPase activator activity. The coding region runs from base 1027 to 6231 and encodes 1734 amino acids.
UCGUGCGGUACGUGUGACUCGGGCGCGGAAAAAUUUUGUGCCGGCUUAAGAGGACUACUAAAUUUUGUAUCUAUGUACAUACAUACAUACAUAUGUGUGCGCAAAAACAACAAAUGCAUGUGCAUAUAAAUUGUUUCGGAAAUCAGAAACCAACAAGAAGUGAAGUGAACUUCGGAAAGCAGUGAAUUAGAAAUGCAUUAUGUGAAUUGUAUUUGAUGGAUACGCUUUGCUUUUGUAGCUCUCAGAUACAAAACGAUCGUCGGCGCACGCACACAAGGCAACAGCAUAGCUAAAGCAGAUACAUACACAUACAUACAUAUGUAUAUAUGUAUGUUGUUGUUACUGUUUUGUUGAUAAAUCGCAAAGCCAGCCGAUACAAAAUAUGCGCGUGUAGUUGUGUGCGGGCCUUUGGAGCGGAUUUCGCAGCUGUGUGCAAGUGUGUGUGUGUAUCUGUGUGUCGCUGCCGCAUGAAUCAUCUGUGAGUCGCACAAACGCUGCGAAGCGAAGCAGAGAAAAGUGAUAAUAAAAUAACAACAAGAAGUGUUUAUAAAUAAAAUAUAAAUAAUAUUAAAAAGAAGAUAAAAAUAAAUGCUAAAAACAAAAACAAACACCAACGACACAGUUUGCAGGCGACAACAACACAGCAACUAUAAUAAUUUUACAGGUGAAGCAGCGACUUGACCAUAGUUUUUGUUGUUGUUAAAUAAUUUAAACUGCGAAAAUAUACACACGUGUGUGCCUAACAGUAGUUUGUGAUAUGUGUUGCAGCCAUUUUAAGCAAUAAACGAAGGGUGAAAUUUCUCUUGGCAAAACAAGCGAAAAAAUAGCCACGGCAAAGCGCGGACGGACACGGUGUCUUUUUGCAAUUAACGAAAGUAUGCGAAUAGCUGCAUGUGUGUUAAACAAUAACAACAAAAACUAUAAAAUUGUUUUUGCUUGAAAGUUGAGCAAUUAACACGCAUUUCGCUGUGGAAGAAGCUGCAAAAAUAGUUGAAAAAAGUGUAUGGAGAUUUGAAAAGUUUCAAUAUGGAACAGGAGGACUCUUGCCGACCCGUACCCGCGCCGCGUCGCCUCUACCCCGAGCUGCGCAAAACCGACUAUGAAAACGUCACCGUCGAGUUGAUUAAUAAAAAUCUCAACAUCAAUUCGGAAAACAUACACACAGUCACAAAUUGCACCGAAAAAGUGCCAAAUAAUAAAAUCUUCUUCGGCACGCACUCGGAUCAAGAAGAUGCCGGCAGCGUCGGCACACGCAAGUCCAUACUAACAGAAACAAAUGACUUGUAUGGACCCAAUGCAAAUGAGGAGGUCACGGCCGCACCCAUCUAUGCCACACCUACACCGGCGCCGCGGCCACGUAAACCCCAAAACACGGACUUCGAGAACGCCAACAGCAUCUACGAGAAUACAGCUUUACGCAGCCCCUCGCCAAAAACGCCGUCACUCUAUCCACAACUGCCGCGCGCCACCGGCGCCAUCAGCAAGGAAACUUCACCCAAUACAUCGACAGCAUCAUCGCCAUCGAACAAUCGCUCGGCGAUGCGUAAAGCGCCCGAUUUGCCGCCGAAGACUUACCUCAGCGUAGAACGGGAGCGCGCCAAUCGCGCACAGCGCUAUUCCAUCGGCAGCGAAGUGUCCACCACGAGCAGUUACAAUGUGACCAUGGAUGGUGGCGGCAGCGCUUUUGGUGAGCGCUCAUUCAGCGGCAGCUACAAACAGAAAUCGGCCUCCAAUGCAACGCUGAAUUCAUCCUUGGACGGUUCGAAUGAGAGCGGCGAUAAUGCGAAAUUCAAAUCACCUUCACCCGGGUAUGUAAGCGACGUAGGUGGCAAAUGCAAUCUGAACCGUUAUGUGUCGCACAAUGCUAGUGAUAUUAGCGCACACGAUGAUGAUUACGAUGUUGACGAUGACGUUGAGGUUGAUAUUGCAUUUGAUAGCGACGAUAGUGGCCGCAACAACAACACCAACAGCAACCAAUUGAACAAUCAAUUCACUGGCAUUGCCGCUGGCAACCAAACGACAAACGACAAAAGCGCAUUCACUGCACUCACCAAUGCCCCUGACACCAACGCAAUUGCGUGCAAUCAAACUAAAGUCAACAAUGAACUCUUGAAAUCCAUUGGUUCCACAUCGAAACUACUCACCGAAUCCAUCGGCGAGCGUGUGGCGCUCAAAACUAAGGGCAUAAAGAACAAGUUCGAUAAGAAUUUCAGCACGAUCAGCAGUGAGACGGCACAACGUUUGCGUAGCGUCGGUAAAAACUUCAAUACAAACUUCACGCUGACCAAAAAGGAGAAGGACAAAGAGAAGGAGAAGGCCACAGCGCAAUUCCACACGGAACGUCCACAAACACUGCCACCCAACGAUCAAGUCUUCGGCUCCAUCUCCUUCACAAGCCCAUUGAAUCACAAAACCGACGGCGUUGAAGAUCUGUCCGCCAGCGCCGCUGAUUGCUCAUAUGAUUUGCCGCGUAAUUUAAGAGCGGCGCGCAGCGAUUUGGAUCUACCCGCGCCACCAUCUUAUGAAGACGCCCUCAAAACUGCGCCACAAACAUCAUUCGCACGUAACGCACCCAUUAGUAAGUCGGUGAUGGUGCCCAAACAUAUAGCCGCUGAGGCGGCCAGUGUGGCGCUGAAGAAGCAACGCAGCAAUACGAGUCUGCAAAAUGUCACAGAGGAGACACAUGCAACGGACAACAGUUCAGUUGGCACUUCGCGCGACUCAAUGGAUUUACCAUCGCCGCCAAUGCCCAACUUUCCAGCGCCGACGUUGCCGAAAGAAGUGGUGGCCGAGAUUUCGGAUGGACUGUAUGGCAAACUCAAGCCCAUACAGCCACCACAACGGCUGAAGCGACGUAAGAAUUAUGAAGAAAUACAACUGCGACGUGCGCUGGACACCCCAUCACCGGUCGGUGGCGCCUCCUUACGUCCAAAUGUUGAUUCGGCUGAGCUGCAACAAUUGAAUAUGGAAGCUGCAGCUGCGGAACGCGAAGAAUCUAUGUUGUUGCACAAACAGAUACUUGCCGCCGAGCGGCGUAUGCCGAAUCCCGACCGCAGUGACUCUUGGGAGUAUAUCGCUGAUAGUGUGGAGGAGAGCGUGUGCUCAACACCAGAGCCGGUAUAUGCCAACGAGGAUGCCACCUAUGGUAGGGUAUUCGAAAUGGCCACAAGCAGCAAAUCAGCAGCGACACAAGCAAAUAGAAACUACGAAAAUACCACGAUUAGCAGACCUUCGACAUCGCGUAUGCAGGCAAAUAAUUUUGGCCAUACGAAAACUGCCGAGGUGGAAGGCGCAGUUGGCGGUUGUAUGGCAGCACCUGUCGAAAUUAUACAAGAAUUCGAUCCGCUUUCCAGUCGCAAAGCCGCCACAAUCUGCAACUCAGAUAAAAGCAAUCAGCUCUUGCUUUUGGAGCAUCUGCUCGAGGAGGAUAUAUACGGCACAGUUUCGGGAGAUCAAGUGAAAUCCGAUGACGAUGUUAGCAUGUGUACAUCAGAGGAAGACAAUCAGACUGCGGUUACCGGCACCACAACGGCUAUAGUGUCGCAGCAGCCAGCCACAGUGGUGCUGCCUACACCGAGCAACAAGCCCACCACCACAAACAGCGUCAGAGAUUCUCAAAUACAGAUUGUGCAUCAAAACGCACAGCUGCUCUCGGAGAGCAUGGAAAACAUGCUGGACGAUGAGGAGGAACGCGUGCGACCCUACUUAAGCCGAGUUGAGGAACAACCCGCAAGCGGCAGUAACGUAGACUUAUCCCGCAGUGGCGAUAAUCGCACACAAUGGUUCGUGCAGGACAACAAUAAAGAAAACAAUGAGCAGCAAAGACGUAAUCCCUUCAACAAGCUGAAUAUCGUCGGCGAUGGUCCACCAUCCUAUUUGGAAGCUAUUGGCGCUGAUGGCCGUCCACCAUUCACGCCUAACGAACAAAAAUCACGUGCGUCACGUUUCAUGAACACCGUUAAUGUAUUCUCCACCAAUGUUAAACAACGCGUCGGUGCGAUCACGCGUAAGAGCAGUUUCAAAAUGGCACCCAAAUCGGAUGUGAAGGUUACGCUACAGAUGGUGCCACGUCCCACACUCUCGCCAAUGCUCGUGCGUUACGAGGGACCGUUGAUACGUUUUCCAUCCGGUGUUGUAGAAGAUAUACUGAAAGAGAUGCAAAAUCGUAAGGCCAUACUGCGCGAUCGCCAAUUUCAAACAUUCCUCGAUCAGGAGAUGAAGACACCCAAAGAAACCAUACCACUCGAUUGCAUUACGACUUUGCAGUGUGUAAGCAAUAGUCGUGUAACUGAUAAUUCGACACAUUUCUAUUGCUUUGAAAUUACCACAGCAAUUCCGAAGAAUCAAUCGAGUUCGGGUAAUGUGCAGGCAAUGUCGAAUCCGAAUCUGGUUAUGACGAGUACCUCGUCGGGCAACUGCAAGCAUCAGCGUGUGGCACAUCUGUAUGGUGUGAGCAAGGAAUCAGAGCGCGGCAUUUGGAUGCAAAAGUUGUUAGAAAGCCUAACCAAUACCAUACCACCGAAAUAUCUCUGCCAUUACUAUCGUGCCGGUUGGUGUUAUCUGAAGAAUUCGAUAACCUCCGAGUGGAGCGGCACUUGGCUCGUGUUGAAGAAGAAUCAGAGACGUUUGAUAUUCGUAAGUGAAGCUGCCGGAAAUCUGGAGAAAAUGGAUCUACGCAAAGCGCGCUGCAUAGUGCUCAAAGACAGCGAUGAAACGAUACGCAACUUACACGUCGAGUCUGGUCCGACGCUUAUGAUAGACUGUCCACCAUUUACGGUAUAUAUGAUUAUGUCCUCACCCCGCGAAACUAAAAUUUGGCGUCACAUCAUCCGCGAAGUGGCACACAAUAAUGGCUUUUCGCUGAUCGAUCAACAAUUAACUAAAUUCAAUGUUCCCGUUAUUGUGGAUAAAUGCAUCAAUUUCGUUUAUAUACACGGUUCCAUGUCGGAGGGUAUUUAUCGCAAAUCCGGCUCCGAAAAUUCCAUAUUAAAGCUAUUAUCUGCCUUCCGUGCCGACGCCUUCAAUGUCGAGAUCACACGAAACGAAUAUAACGAACACGAUGUGGCUAACGUUUUGAAGCGUUUCAUGCGCGAUCUGCCUGAACGUUUGAUGGGUAAACUCUCCGAGAGCUUUAUGUGUGUGACUGAACUCACGAAAGCGUCCGAGAAGAUACAAGCGUACAAAGAACUCUUGGCACGUCUGAGUGUGAUCGAACGUGAGACUCUGAAGAAAAUUGUCGGACAUUUGGCAUUUAUAAGUUCACAGAAAACGAAAAACAAGAUGAGUACGAAAAAUCUGACAAUGAUUUGGGGUCCUACGCUGUUACAAAAUCACCAUCAGCAAGAGGAAAUGGUUUACUCACAGAAGGAGGCUGAUGUCUUGACUGAUCUAAUAACACUUUACAAAAAUUUAUUUCCUUUGACGCCGGAGGAAAUGAAAAAGGAGCAAGAAAUGCUGAUGUGCUUGCAGAAAUACUAUGCGGCCGCAGAAACGAUGGCAGACUCUGUGAAAAAGUCAGGCGAUUUGAAGAUGUGGGUGGUUCUAAAUGCCAAACCAGAGCUUACAAAUGAGGAAAAGGAUCAGGUCAAUGUCACAAUCACACCCACCCGCACCGCCUACGACAUCUGCCGCGAGCUAGCGCCCAAAAUGCAUAUGUCCACCCACCAAGUAUCCCUGCACGAAGUCAUUUUGAACGAUUGUUUAGAGCGUCCGCUACACCAUGACACAAAAGUAUUCGACGUCGUGCUCAAUUGGUCCUACUGGCCCGAGGAUGAUCGCAAAAACAAUUAUCUCGUUGUCAAGCCGAUCGAUACGCUGCGCGAAGUACAACGUGCCGUUAAAAAUCUGGCAACCGUAACACCCGGCAAAGAACUGAAAUUCGCCGAUAAUCGCACGAAGUCCUUCAAAUCCUUGCUCUGCGAGUUACGCGACGGAAAAAUUGUGAUAUCGAAAAAAGACAAAAAUGACAAAACCACCAUUGUGCGUGAGAUCUUCUUGCACAGCACCACAGCGUAUUUGGGCUUUGAGAAGAAACGCGACUUUCCGUGGAGCUGGGCCAUCACUUUCGUCGAGCGCACGCAAACGCAGAUUUUGAGAUCACGCGAUUCACCCUUCAUUGGUCAUGUGUUAGCAGGCAGCGAGUGGGUCGACCGCACGAUCUGGUACUCCAGCAUUUGGUAUAGCUUGUAUGGCGACAAUAUACUGCCACCGGCGGAAAUUAUUCUCAAGUAGCUGCAGUGCAAUAAUAUUUAAUAAUAAAAUU